AAAACCUCCGACUAGCUGGCCCCCUGCAAACUCAAUCUAUAUCUCCUUCCUUCGUCGAUUAGAUACCCGGUUUGAACAACUCCUCUUUUAAUUCUUUUUAUUUCAAUAAAGCUUAUAUAUUAUGUAGUUUUUUUAUUUUCUUCCAUUUUCUAGUUGUGUAGACCUGGUCUAUACUAUAUAUAUGAAUUGUUUUACAUUUGAUGAUCUGUAUUUAUUUAUUUAAUUCAUCCAUCAAUUCAUUGUUUAUAUGAUAUUAAUUGAUAUGGAAUGGGGAUAGCAUCAUAGCAAUUCUAAUUCAUUUAUAUUAUUUGGAUGUUUUUUUAUUUAAAUCAUAUGUUGAUUAAUAUCUUUAUUGUAAUUUCAUUAGUCGGUUUGAUUUAUCUAAUAGUUUUAACUAAAACAAGGGGUCCCUUAAAACUAAACAUUUCUUAGCUAGCUUACAUAAAUAUUUUUGAGACAAUAAUAAUUGUGCUAUGUUUGGAUUGCGAUUUUUUUUUUCCAUUUUCAGCAAAUAUCAACGAUGACCAUUCCAGCGACAAUUGAUGUACAUAUGGAUCCACUUUGUAAUUGUAAAGGAUGCAUAGACAAGGUGAAGAAGGCACUUGGUAAGCUUGAUGAUGUUAUAUUGUUAGCAAUGGAUCCCAAUAUAGGGAAAUUUACAAUCUUAACUACUAAACACCCUCAACUAAUAGAAUAUGCUCUUAAGCACUCAUUUCCUAAAAAGAAUAUCACUCUGUCACAAGAAACUAGCCAUGUCCCUCAUGUUGAUGAUAUUGCUACAACAUUGAUGACGAUGUCACACAUUCAAGGAUUAAAGAGCAUGGAGUACACGCAAUCGAAUACUUUCAAGUUUAACUUCACCAAUGGCCAUAACCAACCAACUCUCUCUGAUGUAUCACAUAAACUCCACAAUAUUCGAGGUUCUGAUGGCGUUCACCUUGAAUCAUAUGAUCCACUACCGCCACCACCACCACCACAAACUAAUGUCACGCCAUCUGCUCCGCCUAUUCCCACAAUUCCAGAUCUGGUUUAUGGGUACCCUUCAGAGUUUUAUGAUAACAACAUAAAUCAUCCAGAUGGUUGUUACACUGUUCUUUUAGCAAUCAUAAUAUGUUUUGUGAUUUUCCAUUUAGUUACAUUUGUAUACGAGUCUUUAGCCAUUUCAUUUUUAUGACAGUGUAUAUAUGUAUUUUUUUUGUUUGAAUAGGGAUUAACUUGUUAAACCCAGAAGGUUGUUUGACAUCCUUAUUAACUUUAUAUGUAAUCGGUUUCUUAA
Molecule: messenger RNA, 1276 nt
Organism: Helianthus annuus (common sunflower)
Lineage: Eukaryota; Viridiplantae; Streptophyta; Magnoliopsida; Asterales; Asteraceae
Exons: 2
Coding region: 521-1174 (217 amino acids)
Source: RefSeq, a predicted model, not a curated record